Acyrthosiphon pisum (pea aphid) is the source of this 1128-nucleotide messenger RNA. RefSeq names its product putative nuclease HARBI1. Bases 316 to 1050 code for a protein of 244 amino acids. The transcript is spliced from 5 exons. The record is from RefSeq and is a predicted model, not a curated record. Lineage: Eukaryota; Metazoa; Arthropoda; Insecta; Hemiptera; Aphididae.
UCGAAUCAAUUUAUAAUAUAGUUAAAAUUUGUACCUAUCUAACAAUAUUAUUACCUUAUGGAAGUCUCCUCAAGCACAGCUAUUGGCUUUUGAGGAGAUCCAUCUGCAGUUGUUAAAUUUAUUUAUUUAUGCAUAAUAUUUUUACAGGUGUUUUUAGCAUUAAACUUUUUCGCAACGGGAUGCUAUCAAACACCAAUUGGUAACAAUAGGUAUGUGGCUGUAUCACAGCCCACUGUUUCCAGAGCUAUCAAUUGUGUGGUUGAGGCAUUGAACCACCCUAGAAUAUUAAAUGAAUGGGUUAAAUUCCCUAAUAAUAUGCAAAAGAUCAAGCAAAUUAGGAAUGAAUUUUUUAUUAACACUUCGUUUCCAGGAGUUGUGGGCUGCAUUGAUUGCACACAUAUUGCAAUUGUACCUCCUAACAACCAGAAUGCAGAAAUACCUGAGUAUAUUUAUGUAAACAGAAAAGGUUACCACUCAUUAAAUGUACAAUUGAUUUGUGAUUCUAAACUUUAUAUUUUGAGUGUGAAUGCAAAAUUUCCUGGCAGUACAGCAGAUUCUCAUAUAUGGAAUUCAACUACAGAUAUAAAAAAUAUCUUAGAGGAAUUGUAUAGACGUGAAUACAAAGGCAUAUACUUACUGGGAGAUUCAGGAUACGCCCUAAGACCUUGGCUUUUAACACCAUAUUCUGAAACAACAACUAACGAAGAAGAAAAAUACAACAAAAUGCAGAUGUCAACACGAAGUAUAAUUGAGAGGUGUAAUGGUGUAUUAAAGGCUCGGUUUAGGUGUUUAUUGAAGCAUAGGGUAUUACACUAUACACCGAAAAAAUCAGGGAAAAUUGUAAAUGCCUGUGUUAUUUUACACAAUAUGUGCAUAUUGGCUAAAAUUCCAGUUCCAGACAUGAAUGAUGACAAUGUGGAAGAAAUUGAUUUUGGAAUUAUAAAUAAUGAUUAUCCUGAAGAUGGCACUCGAGGAAGGAAUGUGAAUCCUGAAUUAGUUGAAAGCAGAAGAAUAAGAGACAAUAUAGCAAGAUGUUUGUACAAUAGGUAGUUUAGAACAGAAAACUUAUAUUUUUUAUAUCAUUAACAACAUUAUAAAACUAUUAAGAUAAAAAAAAAUAUUAUAAUU